AGGGAGUCUCGGGGACCGAGGCGAGGACAGGGGCGCGGCGACGGACGAGGGGACCGAGGUGGACGGACCGGGCCUCGCCCGCCGCGCCAGCCCCGCAGCCUCCUGGAGGGCAGGACACUGGCUGAGCUUCCCCCGCUUUCGACUUGGCAGCGCGGGUCUGACGCAUCGCGGCUCUUAGGAGGGCCCCCCAAGGCCAGCUCAUGAGAGCUCUUCUGGGAAGUGAGGUCGAGCUGUCCUGAAGACGCCUGCAGCUGCCAUUGGCCCGGGGACCUUGGAGCGACCGCUGAUGGGCCCAGUCGGUUUACACAACAUUGGACAGACAUGCUGUCUUAACUCCUUGAUCCAGGUGCUGGUUAGAAACGUGGGAUUUGCCAAGAUACUGAAGAGGAUAACGGUGCCAGCUGGAGCUGAGGAGCGGAGGAGGAGUGUCCCCUUCCAGCUGCUGUUGCUGCUGGAGAAGAUGCAGGACGGCCGGCAGAAGGCGGUGCAGCCCAAGGAGCUGGCGUACUGUCUGCAGAAGUACAACAUUCCAUUGUUUGUCCAGCACGACGCUGCCCAGCUCUACCUCACAGUCUGGAACCUGAUCAAGGACCAGAUCACAGACGUGGACUUGGUCGCGAGGCUGCAAGCCCUCUACACCAUCCACAUGAAGGAGUCCUUGGCCUGUCUUGAAUGUGCCUCGGAGGUGGGCAGAAACAGCAGCAUGCUGGCCCUCCCUCUGUCUGUCUUUGACAUGGACUCGAAGCCCCUGAAAACGCUGGAGGACGCCCUCCACUGUUUCUUCCAGCCCCAGGAGCUGUCCAGCGCGGACAAGUGCUUGUGUGGGAGCUGUGGCAGGAAGACUCGCUGGAAGCAGGUCUUGACAUUGACCCACCUGCCCCAAACACUGACCAUCCACCUCAUGCGAUUCUCCAUCAGAAACCUGCGGGCAGAAAAAAUCUGCCACUCAUUGUAUUUCCCCCAGAAUCUGGAUCUAACCAAGCUCCUUGAGACGGAGGGAGAGCCCUACAGUGCUGAGGAGCAGUGUGGAGGGUACUAUGAGCUCUUUGCUGUGAUUGCCCACGUGGGGAAUGCUGACUACGGUCACUACUGUGCCUACAUCCGGAGUUCUGCAGAUGGAGAAUGGUUCUGCUUCAACGAUUCCAAUGUUUGUUGGGUGUCCUGGGAAGACGUCCAGUGUACCUAUGGGAAUCGCAGCUACCGCUGGGGGGAGACUGCCUAUCUCCUGUUUUACAUGAAGACUGAGUCCUAAUGGAUGUUCCUUAAACCUUCAGAGACCUACAGAGUAUCAUCUUCCUCUUCUGUUCCUGUCUCUGCAGACUCUUGUAAGAGAUUCUGCAGUGAGGAGAGGCACCAUUUUCAAACUGUUUACAUUUUAUUUAUAGUCAGUGGUGAUUAUUAGAAUAUUUAGCAGUGACACUACGCAGGUCUGGAUCGGUCAGAACGGGUGCCACUGGUGGACUCAUGGCUGGGUCAGGUCUGGAUUGCUUCUGCUGCACAAGGCGGUGAUCCUUUAGCUGGGAGCUGCAAGGUCCGGGUGCUCCCAGGGGAAGAGAGACCAGGCCAGUGCUCGUAGCAGGAGGCAGUUGGGUAACAAAGGGCUGUGGUCAGGAAUUAUUUCAAUAUUCUACUGCUAAUGUGACUGUACUGGUAGGUACUGACUGUAUAUCAUUUCUGUUUAUAAUUUUAAAAACUUUUAGGGCUUCUCUAGUGGCUCAGUGGUAAAGAAUCCACCUGCCAAUGCAGGAGACAUGGGUUUGAUCCUUGAUCUGGGAAGAUCCCACAUGCCGUGGAGCAGCUAAGCCUGUGCACCACGACUACUGAUCCUAUGUUCUAGAGCCCAGGAGCCACAAGGACAGAGCUCACAUGCUUUAGAGCCUGUGCUCCGAAACAAGAGAAGCCACUGCAAUGAGAAGCCUGUGCACCACAACUAGAUAAUAACCCCUGCUUGCCACAACAAGAAAAAAGCUCUCGCAGCAACAAAGACCCGGCACAGCCAAAAAUUAAAAAAAGAAAUUUUAAAAUGCAUAUCAAUUACAUGAAACUCAAGUGCUUUGUGAUUGUUAUUCAUUUAUUUGAUAACUAUGUGUUGAUCACCUAUUCUGUGAAAUGGUAUGCCAAACACAAUAAUGAAUACAAUUCUUUCUCUCAAAAAGAACUUUUUAAUUUAAUGAAGGUUGAUUAAAAUACAUACAAUACUGGGGGUUUAUGCUACAGGAAUUUGAAGGGAAAUAAAUGAAAAUUCUUCUGCUCUGUGCCCACAGGAGAAGCCUGAAGGCUUGGAAGGGGGCUGAGAGUGAGGACAGUCAGUUUACAGGGAGAAGCAGACCCAGUGGCGUGGCUCAGAGUUCAAAGACCCUCCACACACUUGGAUGGAAGGGAGUUGGGGGCUCAGCCUGUUGAUCUUGAUCCACGCUCAGAAGUUUGGGUCUAGCUUAAUAAGUAAUAAGGAUUUUUUUUUUUUCUUUUGGAAAGUGUUCAAAAAGGAAAGGAACAAUUAGUGGUGUUUCAGUAAAAUGGAUUUGCUGGUGACAUGGGUUAGAGACAGGAUGGCAGCAUGUGUGGACAGGCGUGCCAGUCCCUGGAGCCAUGUCAGAGGAAGAACGUGAAUCGUGGGGUACCCAGGGAAACUCUGCACCAGCCUGGGAAGAAGUGUGUGGACACCCCCCACCUACAGAUGAAGUGACUCGGUCAUUCACGUGUUUAACGACUUGUUCAAGAUUUCAUAGUUUGUGAGUGGCAAAGCCAAAACCUCCAACAUGAAAUGAGGGUGAUUUAUUCUUUUUAUUGGCAAGAAUUUAGCCACACGAGAGUAAAUUCUCACCGUAUAUUAGCCAAACAAUGUAGUCAUGGACAGAUCCUCUUCCUUAGUGCUAACUGUCGCUAAACAGGUGUGUGUAUAUUCCUACCUCUACCGUCACAGACGAUCAUAAAGCUCUUGGCUGAAAGCCACAGAAGCUGUGUUUUUUUUUUUUUCGCAAUAUGGAGGCUGGAGUUUGAAAUCAGGGUGUCACAGGGCUGGUUUCUCCAGGAGGCUGUGAAGGAAAGUCUGCCCUGGCCUUUCUCCUGGAGCCUGGUCAGGCCAGCCCCACUUUCAUCCCCUGUGUGGACCUGAGUCCCUCUGGCCUCCACCUCCAUCUUCACUCACUGUCUUCCCUACAUGUGUUAGUUGAGGACACCAGCCAUGGGUUAGGGGCCAUCCCAGUGUAGCAUGACCUCGCCUUCACUUGGCUAAUUUCAUCAUUCUGAUGUUCCAGGUGGAUAGGAAUUUUAGGGGGACCCUAUUCAGAGUAGUAAAAUGUAUUGAUUCCUUUAGGCCUCAUUCUAAGCAUUGGCAUGCAUAUUCACAGAUAUGAAUAAUUUUUACAUCAUGAAUUCUACUGGACAAAUUAUUCUGCUCAUUGUUUUUUCUCAUAAUAGUGUCUUAGGAAAGUUUCCAAGUCUGUAUGUAGAUGGAUAACAUUCUUUUGAAUUGUUACAUUUACUCCGUAAAUAUACUAUAUUUUUUCCAUUCCCA
Dama dama (fallow deer) is the source of this 3517-nucleotide messenger RNA. It is a transcript of the gene USP18, whose product is annotated as ubiquitin specific peptidase 18. Lineage: Eukaryota; Metazoa; Chordata; Mammalia; Artiodactyla; Cervidae. Gene Ontology annotation, biological process: protein deubiquitination. The transcript is spliced from 11 exons. The record is from RefSeq and is a predicted model, not a curated record. The coding region runs from base 287 to 1252 and encodes 321 amino acids. Gene Ontology annotation, cellular component: nucleus; cytosol. Gene Ontology annotation, molecular function: cysteine-type endopeptidase activity; cysteine-type deubiquitinase activity.